GCAAACAGUACUCAUGGUGAUUGGAAUGAGAACUGCGGAUGCAUGCCUGUCGAUCUGUGUGUCAGAUAUUGGUAUAUAGAUCCGAUGUACGUGCUUGCCGUUGGAUAUCAUUUUGUGCUCCUAUGAUAACGUUGAGUCCAGCAACAGACGGCAAGUUGUAAUCCGAGUAAUUUGUGUCGCGAUCGCUGGCGGGAAAUAAUGGCGGAUACCGGAUUCAAAUUCUCUCGUCUGGGAGGAGGAGGAGGAGAUGACCAAGGGGGAGAGGGGAAGGGAAGUCAGGAAGCUUUCGCGGGUAAUAUUGAGAGUAGGCCAGCAGGAGAUUCUUCGACGAAUCCGAUGAUGACGAUGGUGCUCGGUAAUGGACAGGGAGCCAGGGGAUCUGUCAAAGCGGUACGGAGGACGACUCUCUUGAUGAUGGCUCUGGUAGGCGUUAUCUGUCUGUUGGCUGUUGUUUUGUCUGGUCUCGCUCUCUCUCGCGUGAUGUCUAUUGAGACAUCGGAGAAAACAUGGACGUUUGCGCUUGGACAGUCGAACCUUGUAUUGCAUUACAUAGACGGAAAAACUUUACAAAUGGACGGAUUCGAUGUUGAAAUGGUGCAAGCCGUAUGUCACGUGGCGGGUAAGAAAUGUGAGAUAGUGACUGAUCAACGCACAAACUGCUGGAAAUCUCAGAAUGGAUCACCUGCGACGGGUGGAGAGGGUCUCUACGGAGGCUGGUAUGAUGCAUGCGCUGGUUGGUCACAGACUCCAGAAAGGCGAAGGGCAUUUGCUUUCACUGAGCCUUAUACCAAGCCAUUCCCUAGCGCGUUCUUUACGCUAAACGCGUCACCGGGAAAGUCUAGUUUUGACACCUCUGACAUGCAGGGAAAGAAAAUCGGAUUCCUUGACGGCUAUGCAAGCGAUGAACAUUGCUUAAACAGACAGGAUAAUAUUCAGGGUUUACCUCUGAAGACUGAGCAGAUAUUUCACUACCUUACACCCGCUGAUGCAGAAGCAGGAUUGAGAACCAAUCAGGUUCAUGCAAUAUACACGACAAAGUAUGUGAGUAUGGCAGACGCUUCUCCAGUAGAGGGAAAGUCAUUUAACUGUUCGACUCGAGGUUUAUCCAUCAUGACCCGGAAGGAUUCCGGGCUUGAGGACUGGUGGAAUCCUGCUUGGGAGCAGAUCUUCCACAGCACGUAUUACCAUGUCUUAUGUCAGACACUGGUAAUCAGACAUGGGCUAUUUCCUGGGCUGAACGUUGAAGACAUAUGUCUUCAAUUCACAUAAUGUGCCUUUUCAUAAAUUAAAUACAUUAUUUUGUCAUCUUUCCUAUUGUGAACUCAUUGCCUUUAUAUUUCUCAUGUAAUACAACAUUUUAAAGAUAAUGUGCGCAUUAUUUUGUACUUUUACAGUAAGUGUUCUAUACUGACUUUGUGUUUGUUGGCUGAGCCAUUGUUGAUGUUUUUGUUGUUGCAAUCUGCCACAUUGUUUGGUAAUACUUAUUCAUAAUAUGAUCUUGUAUAUGGUGUCAGAAUAUAAAUGAAAUAAAUAAUUUCAAUUGCAAAUUAGGUGUACCGGUAAUGCACAAGUUCUACCUUUAUUGGAUGUAACAUUUUGUGUAACACAUGGGGUACUUGUAUUUAUAAAAAGGUGUGUAGUCGUGUACAUGUAGGUCAACGAGACAUUAAAUGUCACCACGUAUUAACAGUUAAUUGUGAUUACUGUAUUUGUGAAAGCCCACAUUGUGAAUAUCGUCUUAUGAAGUGGGAAAACAUGCUGGUGAAUCUGAAAUGUUUUGGAUGGUGUUUGUGAAAUGCUAUUUUAGUUUCUAGGAUAUUCAUUGAGAUGUAUUUUGAAAAAAGCAGUUUAUUAUUCAUGUGAUUUUGAUAAGUUGCAAGUUUGUUAUACAGUUUAUUUCAUCUGUUUACAGCCAAGAUUAAGGAGCUCUUUAAGUAAUGAUUCCACACACUGAACUGCUGGUUUAAUCUUGAUUUUUAUUAAUGCUUUAUUUCAAUCAUUAUCAUUAUCAAGAGUAAUCAGGAAAAUUUACAACCUAUUAUGACAAAUCGGAUGAUUGACUUGGUAUAUUACUAAACUUGAAUAGAAUUCUAUGUUAGUGGAGUACCAUAAUAUAUUGAUAUGCAGACAUAAUAAGCACAAACAAUUACAAAGCGCUUUUAAUUUCAGCCAUGUGAAGAGUGAAGACUCAUAUACAUGUAUUUGGUAACUGACUGCCUCAUCAAACAUGAUCUCGCCAUCUAUUCAAAGUUUUUACAUCUACUGUGACUUGAUAUAAAACUCAGUUCCAUGUUUAUAUGCUCAUGCUCUUUCUACCAAGCAGUAGUCUUCUAUUUAACGCAUUGUUUCUUCCCAAAAUAAACUUUUAUAGAUUGCAUAUGAUGCAUUCUACAGCACACUUGCGUGAAUUACACAUUUAUUGUUCUUUGCAUACACUUAAAAGAAAAAGGGACUAACAUGAACAUCAAACUAUUAACUUGCUGUUGCUCUACAAUGACAUACAGUUAACAACUAAAUUAUUGAUACCCCUUGUAAGUUUGAUGUUUUUUGUAUACUUGUAAUUUAAGAAUGAAAGGUGGACUGAUUGAAUUAGGGCCUUUAUUGAAUAAUUUUAGAAGCUUUGAUAUUUCACAUUUUCAAGAAAUACAAAUUGGGACAAAUCAAUUUUUGACAUACUUAAAAAAUUACAAAACUUGGUAAGGGUAUGAAUAAUUUAGUUUUUAACUGUAUACAUAUAUAAUCAUGUCAUAAUGUAGUAGAAGCACUUCUUCAAUCAUUAAAUUCUAUCAGUGAAGAGAGAGACACUUGUGUCAAGUAUGUUUUUGUUUAUACCCCAAGAGAUAUUUUGUUUUUCAUGUAUAGUAAUUAUAUCUUGAGAGUGGAUGGUGUGGAGUAUAAGAAUAAUAAUUCAUUACAUGUUCAAUACUAUUACAACAAAAUACGACAAAAUGCAUACAUUUACACACAAAAAAAAGGAGGGUAUUCGUAAUCUACCGGUAUGAUUAAAAUUUCAUAACAAGAACAGAAUACAUAACUGAGAAACGUAUUAUAAAUAAGUAAUACAAUAGGAGGAACAAAUGAUGUUCAAUGGCACUUUUAAAUAAUUUCAUUGGUGUAUUGGACAGGGCAAACUGGAAUAAGAUUUACAUAAAUUUUGUGAAAAAUGAGAUGUAACUGCUGGAAGAGCGUCAAAAGACACACUGCACACCGAGUUACAGGUGCGUUGUUUAUAUGAUUUUUCAUACAUUCUGUACAUUUCAUCACUCAAUAUUACUGUUGCAAGAGCGUGUUCUGCUCUUUAUGAUGAAGACAUGUGAUAGGGGUAAUACAGGGCGAUUCU
Molecule: messenger RNA, 3340 nt
Organism: Strongylocentrotus purpuratus (purple sea urchin)
Lineage: Eukaryota; Metazoa; Echinodermata; Echinoidea; Camarodonta; Strongylocentrotidae
Exons: 8
Coding region: 199-1269 (356 amino acids)
Source: RefSeq, a predicted model, not a curated record